Halichondria panicea is the source of this 2409-nucleotide messenger RNA. RefSeq lists its product as uncharacterized. The transcript has 8 exons. The record is from RefSeq and is a predicted model, not a curated record. Bases 19 to 1698 code for a protein of 559 amino acids. NCBI's taxonomy places the organism in Eukaryota, Metazoa, Porifera, Demospongiae, Suberitida, Halichondriidae.
UAGAGUCUACUGUACAAGAUGGCUACAAGAUAUACCCAGCUCAAUAUUGAUAUUGAUACUCUGAAGCAGAAGACUGGGGUAACAGACACCCAGCUAGACCAAACAAUUGAGCAGGAACAAUUGAUGUGCUUGGCCAGUUUACUUGGCAGCUAUGAUAAGUUUGUUAGAAGCCCAGGAUUUGAUCUCACCAAUGCUGAAAUAGCAGAUCUGAAGGAUUGUGCCUCCAAGCAUGGCAAUCAACUGGCUAUGUGUGAAGCUUUAAGGAAAUGGGGAAAUGUCAUCCGUGACUUCACUUAUCGGUCGUUGUUGGAGAUUUUGAUUGGUCUUCGUGAAGGAGCUUUGGCUGACCAAGUGUGUAGGACUUUCAUCCAGACACAAACCAGUGAGUCGAAUAAAGAAGACUCUGUGUCCUUGUCACCUGCACCAGGUAGACUAUCACCUCUGACAGGGCCACUGAUUAGUGACCCAGUUGAACCAAAUUCCGUGGCGACAGGCACUACAACUGCUGACCUCAUAAAAGAAUUUGAUAGGAGGUUUAGGGAUCUACGAAAGAUAGCUCUCGAGGAGAUAACUGAGAAACGAAUACCUGUGACUGAGUUCCGCCAAACACUCAUGAAUUUACCGUGCCCUAUCACAAAUGAAAACAAAGAUUUUAUCAUAUCGAAGUAUUUCUUGUUUGAAAAAGCAGAGUCCAUCGAAAGCAUCUUUCUGUACCUCAAUUUCUACCUAAGCUUUAUUGAUUUCAGCCUUCUUGAGCAUAUCAUAGAGCAAUUUGGUAGUGAUAGUCUGAAACGAGACAUGAGCAGCUAUGCAAAAGACAUGAGACACUUCAGAAUCAACACCCCCGUUAGCGAAGCACUUAGCUAUCUUCCGAAAAUUUCAGAUGCUACUGCUGGUUACUCUCGUCUAACAGUGAAGAUUGAUUUUGAUAUUCAGACUGCAACUCUUGAAGAUGUAGAGACGUACAGAAAACGUUUUGCUAGUGAUUUCUUGCUCUCCCAGCUAGCCCUUUCUUUGUUUGACCUCCAGGAGAGCUCACUACUGGUUACAUGGCUAGUGCCUGCUGCUGUAGGAGCAAUGAUCAGUGAUCAAGUACAGAAGAAAAGUUCUUCUUUCUUUUUAAGCAAUAAUAUUCUCAAGUUAUCACUUAAAGGAGAAUGUCUCUACCCGAUGGUAAAGUUUAGUCAAUCAGGUAAAAGGGAUCUUAUGAUUGAAGCUGUGGCUGGAAAACCCGGUUUGACCUCUCUUGAACCAUUGAACCAAGGAGAAUGUCUCUACCCGAUGGUAAAGACAAAAACAGGUGAAUCUAGUAGUUCUAUGAUUGAAAUUGGAGCUGGUUUGACCUCUCUUAAACCACAUCAAAGGAUAGCGGAUGAAAUGAAGCGAUCAAUCGAUCUCGGACCUAAUCAUCGUGGACUGGCUAUUGUUGUACCACAUUAUUAUAUGUUGUCGAAUCUAACGAACAUGCUCAGGGAGACAUUGGGAUUUGCUGUUUACGAGCCUCGAGAUGAACCAUCCCUAAAGUCAUACAUGCAAGCUGUAGAUCUUGUGGAGCUGAAACACCAUCCCAUAAUAGUGGUGGUAGAUGGACAUGGGGGGAGGGGUUAUCUUCUACACACUGAUACUGGUGAAAUCGACAUUAAGGAAGAUAAUUUUUAUGGCACCACUAUUCCCUCCUAUUGCCACACACCUUGCUGACAACCCAAAGAUAUUCCUAUUUAUUGUCAGAUCCGACUCUUCUGAACGCCAUGCUCUAAAUUUCGUUGAAGCAAUCUGGGAAAACUGCAUUGUUGGUUAUAUUGCAUGUGAUGAUCUCGGUGAUGUGCAGUGGGUGGCAGACAUCGUACGGGACGAACUGGCACACCCUUCUAUGUCUGUGCAAGAGAUUUUCACUUCAAUUCGUGAACAGGUUCCACACACUGCUACAGCUACCAUGACUGUGGUCGACCGUCUCAAGGAGCCAGUCUACUUGUAUCCUCGUAGCAGAUCACAAGACAAACUGGCACACCCUUCUAUGUCCGUGCAAGAGAUCUUCACUUCAAUUAGUGAACUCAUUGCUACCAUGACUGUGGUCGAUCGUCUUAAGGAGCCAGUCUACUUGCAUCCUCGUGAACCUGAGCUAAUCAUCGGAUCACAAGAAUCAUCCGGGGAGUCCAGUUGUCUAUCACAUUCAAGUGGACUAUCAGUCGCUGAACAAUCGCAUCUACUGGAACAACCAACCAAGAAGCUCAAGACUGAAGUAUCACCCGAGUCGAGUGAGAAACUCCAAAUUGAUGAAGACUUAUAGUGCUCACCUUAUUAUUAUAUACAACGCACCUGUAUAAUCAUGUGUAAUUCUGUUCGAGCAAAUUCUUUAUAUUUUUUGUACAAAUUGCAAGUAAUUAUUGAAACAGCACAUGAGAUCAAAUG